CCGCAGAUAUGUGCAUAAUGAAACGGUAUAGUCUGAGUAUGCAAAAGUGACUUUUGAGUACGGCAUCGGGCAUCUGUAAACUUGCCUGCGACUAGUUCAGCUCCUGUUAUCAUUGGUCCAUGAGUAAGGACCUAUGAGCAUAGGAGAUGCCCCAGAACACAGUGAAUCUUAGUUGCCCACCUCCCUGAGGCUGCCUGUAGAUAUAGAACAGAGUGGGGAGGGGGGGUGCAUGCAAUCAAAUAGGUGGUAAUAGCUUCUGAACCCAGAUGUUAACAGAGAAAGCUGGCCCAGAUACACGAUGCUCUUUGCCGGUCAUCUCAUCUACCUUGACUUCAGAAUUGUAGAUUAUUCUUUAGGGCCGGUAGCACCUCGUUGUUAGACUGUGGCUGAACCAUGAACUCAGUUGGGGACAUGACCUUCCUUUUUUCCCCAGCCUGUGAAAUCCUGGGGAGGUUGGCUAUUGCUGCCUCUAUUCACCUUGGGCGUGAUGCAAACAGAAAUUAACAUCUGUCUUCUUCCUUUUUCCACACCCCGAAGUCAUUUCCUCUUACCUGGGAUUUUGAUGUCUGUAUUCCCUCUGUGUGAUGGGUGCACACCGAGAGACAGGGAGGAGGGGGGGGAGGAACUUCUUAAAAUUCCCCAAAAUGUUUUGACGCUAGUUUUCAAUGUUGCAACUGGGACUAGUCAGUUUCUAGUUUGGGUUUCCAUCAGAGAGUUCUGUAGGAGUAGAGUAUAUAAGCUCUAGGAGCAACUGCAACGGCAGAAGGAGCAGCGGUCGAGGCACACCAGACCAGGCAGCCUGUAACUACCAAGAUGUGUCAUCAGAGGCUAACCAUCUCCUGGUUCGCUGUGGUUCUGCUGGCGUCUCCACUCAUGGCCAUAUGGGAGCUGGAGAAGGGUGUUUAUGUUGUAGAGGUGGACUGGUCCCCUGAUACACCUGGAGAGAGAGUGGUCCUCACCUGUGACACUCCUGAAGAAGAUGGUAUCAUCUGGACCUCAGACAAGAAGGAUGAUAUUGUAGGCUCUGGGAAAACCCUGACCAUCCAAGUCAAAGAGUUUUUAGAAGCGGGCCAGUACACCUGCCACAAAGGAGGCAAGACUCUGAGCCACUCACGUCUGCUGCUUCACAAGAAGGAAAAUGGAAUUUGGUCCACUGAUAUUUUAAAGGACCAGAAAGAUCCCAAAAAUAAGACCUUCCUGAAAUGCGAGGCAGCAAAUUACUCCGGACGGUUCACCUGCUGGUGGCUGACAUCCAUUAGCUCUGACUUGAAGUUCAAUGUCAAAAGCAGCAGCAGCUCCUCUGAUUCCCGAGCAGUGAGCUGUGGAGAGGCAUCUCUGUCUGCAGAGAAGGGCAUAGUGAACCAAAGGGAAUAUAAGAAGUACUCGGUGGCAUGCCAGGAGGAUGUCACCUGCCCGACUGCUGAGGAGACCGUGCCCAUUGAGCUGGUGUUGGAGGCGCAGCACAAGGACAAAUAUGAAAACUACAGCACCGGCUUCUUCAUCAGGGACAUCAUCAAACCGGACCCGCCCAAGAACCUGCAGGUGAAGCCGCUGAGGAACUCUCAGGUGGAGGUGUCCUGGGAGUACCCUGACUCCUGGAGCACUCCCCACUCCUACUUCUCCCUCAAGUUCUAUGUCCAGCUCUAUCACAAGAGAGAAAGGAAAAAUGACACUGUGAUAGACAAGACCUCUACCAAACUCAAAUGCCUCAAAGGUGCAGAGAUCCGCGUGCAAGCUCAGGAUCGCUACUAUAAUUCAUCGUGGAGCAAAUGGACAUCUGUGCCCUGCAGUUAGGGUCUAGUCCCAAGAUGCAACUUUGGAAGAAAAAAAAAAGUGGAAGACAUUAGGAAAAAAAGUUUAAACUCAUGAUGGAAGAGACCCCUCCCAAAAGCUUUUUUCUACUUAGUUGGCUUUUCCAGUGUUUUAGCUUCAUAAUGAUACCUUUGCUAUAUUUCUACAUUUAAAUGUCAAAUGUUCACUGAGACAACGAGCUAAUUUAUUAACAUAACGAGCCUUAUGUUAUUUAAAUAUUUAAGUAAUUUAUGUAUUUAUUAAUUUAUUUCUGUACUUAACAUUUGUAUACCAAGAUGUAUUGACUAUUUCAUGUUCUCAUGACCUGAUCCACAGGGACCAGGCCCUAUUAUGCAAAGUGUGAUUUUUUUUUAUUUUCUUCAACACCUUUUCAACCAGUGCACAGGUACCCUGGCUUUUGCGACAACCAAUAAGAGCAUAAUGUUCUGACACAAGCAAUGUUACGUAUUUGUGACCAGUAAAGAAAGACACAGGGGAUGUUAGGAGACUAUGAAGAAGCUAUGAAGGAAAUUAGUGCUGGCUCCAACAUCAAUGAAGACUUCCUAGCAGUGGCAUUGAUAAGAAGCCAGGACCACCUGUGCUUCUAAUAGUCUUUGGAUACCUAAAUUUAAAAGAUUUUCUAAAUCCAGGUUUGGGGCUAUAGCUCAGACGGUAGAGUGUUUGCCUAACUUUCACAAAGCCAUGAGUUUGGUCCCCAGCCCUGAAUAAACUAAGCACGGUGGUGCAUACCUUAAUCCUAGCACUAGGAAAAUGGAGGAACUUCAGAAAAAUCAGGCAUUCAGCAUCAUCCCCAUCUACAUUACAAGUGCAAGGCCAGCCUAGCCUAUAUGAUAUACUACCUCAAGAAGAAAGGAAGGAGAGAGGGGAUAGGAAGAGUUAACUGGUUACCUCCUUGACAGUCCCCACCUCCAGCUCUCAUAAGACACAGAAUAGAGGCAUCCUGGGUGUUUGGAAGAUAAGGAACUCUUGGAAUUGGCAUUUGAGAGGAAAUAUAAGUAUAGUUGUGUCUAAAGGACAUAAAAUCCAAAAUUCCUUAAUAACCAUGCGAAUGGAUGCAAAGAAAACCAUAUAGAAUCACUGUCUCAUCAGCCUGAGUACAGUUAUGACCUGACAGGUCUCCUCAUGCCCCCGAAGGUACUACAGCGACAUAGUGACCUAAUACCAUGCUUCUUGUAGUGAUCGCCUUUGUCUAUUUGUUUGUUUAUUUGUUUAUUUAUUUAUUUAUGCCUCGUGACA
Messenger RNA from Myodes glareolus (Bank vole), 3048 nucleotides. RefSeq names its product interleukin 12B (gene Il12b). The record is from RefSeq and is a predicted model, not a curated record. Gene Ontology annotation, cellular component: membrane. Gene Ontology annotation, molecular function: cytokine receptor activity; protein binding. Lineage: Eukaryota; Metazoa; Chordata; Mammalia; Rodentia; Cricetidae.